AUGGCGGAUGAUCGCUCGAGGCAACAGCUCAUCAACCGCCGUACGACCCUCAUCGCUGCACUGGGACGAGCCGAGCAGUUCGUCGAGAAGUACGAGGCGGAACGGGACCAAGGCCAGGUGAAACUGCGACUCGAGAACCUCGAUACCGUGUGGAUGGGACUGGAGGAUGUGCAGACCCAGCUCGAGGACAUGGAAGUAACCAAUCAAGGUAUGGCACAGAACCUAGCUUUCCGUUCCCACAACGAAACCCGCUACUUCCAAAUCAAGGCUGCUCUCCAAUCUUUCCUCCCCAAUGUACCUACAUCUACUAGCGCAAUUCCCCAACCGUCUCUCUCCGGGCUCUCCGGUAUCAAGUUGCCAACCAUCACCUUGCCGGAAUUCGACGGUGACUAUAACAAUUGGCUAGCAUUCCACGACACUUUCGUUGCCCUCAUUCAUUCUAAUCCCGAAGUUCACGACAUUCAGAAAUUCCACUACCUUCGCGCUGCUCUGAAAGGGGAAGCAGCUCAACUCAUUGAGUCGAUCGGUAUCAGCUCCGCCAACUACACCAUUGCAUGGCAAACACUCGUCUCUCGCUAUGCUAAUGACUACCUUCUGAAGAAACGUCACCUACAAGCCCUUCUCGACUGCCCCCGAAUGAAGAAAGAAUCCGCCGCCGCACUGCAUUCUGUCGUUGACGAGUUUGAGCGCCACACCAAAACCCUCCGCCAACUUGGUGAGCCAAUCGACUCGUGGAGCACUAUGUUGGAGCAUCUUCUAUGCCUCCGACUCGACGACGCUACACAAAAAGCUUGGGAAGACUUCGCUACAACCACCGACAACCCCGACUAUGCUUGUCUUAUCGAGUUCCUCCAACGUCGCAUCAGGGUGCUGGAAUCCAUGUCUGUGAACCACCAAGCACAGCCAGCAUCGAAUCACCAACCACCAAUGUUUCGUCGUCAAUCGUUCCACAAAACCGUUUCCCAUGCUGUAACCGAAGCCACCCCUCGAAAAUGCCACUCCUGCGAUCAACAUCACCCACUCUUCCAAUGCCCGAAAUUCGAGAAAAUGUCCACUGCCGAACGACUGCAAGUUGUGAAUGAACAUCAUCUCUGCCACAAUUGUUUUCGCCAAGACCACCUCGCUCGCAAUUCAUCAUGCUCAACGAAGCCCAUCACGAAGCAGGUAGCCAUAACAAACAACAGCAAACGAUCACCCACAUCCACGAAUGCUGUCACUACUCAGACAACCAAUUCGUCCCAAACAUCGAACGCGAAUGUUUUGUUGUCGACGGUCGUGUUGAUGGUAAUUGAUUGCAAUGGGCAAGCGCAUCCCGCCCGAGCAUUAUUGGAUAAUGGCUCGCAAUCCAAUAUUAUCAGCGAUCGGCUAUGCCAACUUCUACGACUGAAGCGGAAAAAGAUCAGCAUCCCUGUGUUCGGUGUCGGUGAGUCCUCCUCCAACGUGAACCACUCCGUCAGUGCCACCAUCCGAUCGCGAACCUCGAACUUCGAAAUCGGAUUAGAUUUUCUGGUCAUGCCCCGUAUUACGAUUGACUUGCCUGUGGUUUCCUCUUCUGCCGAUGACUGGCAUGCCCCCAAAGAUCUGUCCCUAGCCGACCCCACCUUCAACAAGACCGGCGCUAUCGAUAUGCUGCUCGGAGCCGAGCACUUUUUCACCUACAUUAACCCUGGUACCCGAGUCGAAGAAGGUGAAAAUCCCGUCCUUGUUGUUACGGAUAUGGUACAGAAGAAAAGACUCGGUGUGUCUGUUCGUUACAAAGAGCUUUAUUCAACUGAACGGGUCUACACACGCAAGGAGAUAAUAUGA
Molecule: messenger RNA, 1806 nt
Organism: Aedes albopictus (Asian tiger mosquito)
Lineage: Eukaryota; Metazoa; Arthropoda; Insecta; Diptera; Culicidae
Exons: 2
Coding region: 1-1806 (601 amino acids)
Source: RefSeq, a predicted model, not a curated record